AAAAGCUAUCGUUUAUCGUCUCCUUUCUUUUCAUGAAGCGAAAAAAAGCAUUUUAUCCCCUCUACCUCAAUGCAAAAGAGCGUAAAGACUUUGGCUAUGCUCUGAUAUCCAAAUAAAUUAUAAUAGUCAAUAGGUCUAUUCUCUUACUUCUUAACAAUAGUUUCAUUAGCUAGGGAUGUCGUUACGCAGAUUUAACGACACAUAUACGACAGAUAUAACGAAAAAUGAUAUUCUGUAAUUUAACGUAACGCUAAAUGUCGUUAAAAGUAUCGAUAAAGUACCGAAAUCUUAUCGUUAAGAUAUUGAGGGAUAUCGGAUAAGUCAUAACGACAACAUAACUAGACAUAUCAAUCAAUAGCAAGUUCCGAAACGGCUCCGAAUAGUAGUAUGGAAAUGUGCAAGUAUAGUAUAAUUUUAUAAUUUAAAUAUAUGAACAUCAUAAAUUUAUUUUAAACAUAUUAAAUAUAUUUUAAUAGCACGCGUACAUUCUGAAUAUGUUCUGAGAAGAUCGCAAUGCAUAUAAAUGGUGCAAGAAGUUAAAAAAAAACAAGCUUUUUUUAAAAAUGUCUGUCUCUUAAUGAUGGCGCUUGGCGUCAAGUCACAAUACGGCAUGUUAUUGGUUAGUUCGUAUAAAUAGAGGUUUAUCAGACAUAAAAAUUCAUUAAAAUUAAUUUCGAAAUUACACACAAAUAUUACUUUGUGCUAUAUCAAAUUAACAUGGUUACACGAUUAUACAUUAAUGAUAAAGAUUUAGUUGAUCGAGAAGAAUCUGUAUUGCACUUAAUGCCAUGUAAAAUUUACGGAGACGAAGCUGCGAAUGUUUCUUCUUUUUUCAAGCCUUAUAUUCGUAAAAUCGAUGAAAAACAUUAUGAUUGUUCCUUCCGUGGCUAUCCACUCCAAGGAAAAAAAAUAACUGUACCUGCUGAAUAUAAAGGCAUGAUGUUUAUGCAGAAUAAAAAAGCAGAUAUUGAAAAUAAAGAGAGAAAUUUGUAUUGCACUGGAAUCUUUUCACAAUUUACAUAUUGGAAUUAUGAUAGAAUACCAUCCAAGAAUGAUGCUCUUGCAGCUGCAUUUGAUUGGAUUGAUAUAGCUAAAGUGUUACAUUCACCAGAAACAUAAGUAUGAUAUCAGAAGAUAACACUUAUUUUAAAAGGAAGAUAUAAGAAAUAUAUGUUCUUAUCAGAUAAUAUAUUUUCAUAUCAUUCAUGAUAAUAUAUUAUCAUAUCAUAUUCAUAUCAUCAUAUUUUGAUAGAAAAAAGAGAAAGAUAAUAAAAAUAUAUUUUGUAUAACAGAUUUAUUUUUACAGCAUCAUAAUUGAAUGUUUAUAUUACAAAUAAUGCAUGUAAUCUAAGAUAAUUGAGAACCUAUAGCUAAGUGUAAAGAGAAAUAGUGGUGGAAUUGAUAAUUAGCCUAAUUAGCAGACAUUAAAGAAACAGUUUUCUAUUUAGACAUCUGUGUGGACUUAUUCUUUUUUUUAAUAUAAUAGUAUGAUUAUGAAUACAUUUUUGCAGAUUCUUAGAGGCAUAAAUCUGUUUUAUGUUUUAAGGUUACAUGUUUUAUAUGAGUUUAUAUUUAGUUUUAUAUUAAAUAUGCAUUUAUAUAGUGCUGUCGAUAGCUUAUGACCUAUAAUAAAUUAAGAAAGGAUGCAUUUGGACAUCCAUACAUGCUAUCUUAAUUAUACAAUUGUCAGAUUUACAAAAUAUAUUUUCCAGUACGUGGUAUGCAUUGAAUUAUUUAGGCCAAAGAAUGUGAUCGAUUUGCGAUAGCGUGUAUUGAAUGUGUGUGCACGACGCCUACAGAAUUGUCUUCUAAAUACACUAAAAUGAAAAACAUACAUAGAAUUAAUGAUAGUAUGUGUCUUAAAUAAAGUACAUUCGUUUACAUUAUUGUUUAUAUUAUGUCUUAAUAGUCUUUUAAUUACUUUAUAGAUAAAUGAAUAAGUUAUUAAUCUCAAUCUGAAUUAUCUUUGGCAUUGUAACAAUACUGAGGUAUAUGAUAUUUCUAGAAUUGAGACAGAACUCUGAAUGAUAUAUAUAUGAAAUUAC
Molecule: messenger RNA, 2045 nt
Organism: Pogonomyrmex barbatus (red harvester ant)
Lineage: Eukaryota; Metazoa; Arthropoda; Insecta; Hymenoptera; Formicidae
Product: ribonuclease H2 subunit C
Biological process (GO): RNA catabolic process
Cellular component (GO): ribonuclease H2 complex
Source: RefSeq, a predicted model, not a curated record